Messenger RNA from Bursaphelenchus xylophilus (pine wood nematode), 1876 nucleotides. The record is from the annotation of a GenBank genome assembly. Lineage: Eukaryota; Metazoa; Nematoda; Chromadorea; Rhabditida; Aphelenchoididae.
AUGAGGAAAGAUUAUUGGUGGGCAGAUCUGGAUCAGGUCUUGGAGGAUGGGGAUGCUUGUGAAGUAAGUGUCAUUAAAAAAUAAUCAUUGGCAAAUGUUUGAAGGCGUUCAUGCAAUGGAUCCAGAACGAGAGCAAUGCCCUUCCGUUUAAUCUUCACUUCUCGAUUGUCGCCUUCAAAAAAAUGUUUGAAGUGAGGGAUUCAGAUGCGCGAAAAUUGGCAGAAGAAAUACAUGAGGAAUAUCUGAGUGAUAAUAACAAGCUCUGCAUCUUCAAUGAUCGACGAAUAAGUGACAGAAUACAGCAGAGAUUGCAAGACAAAAACUUUCCUAUCGAUAAAUCUCUGUUCGAUGAAUGCAUCCCUUAUGUGAGAAAGUUCCUCCAGGCCCAAUUACAAUCCUUCCAUCAGUCCCAGGAGUUUCUGGACUUGUGGAAUUCCGUGGAACGUUCCACAGGGCAUAUUCAACGCCCAUCCACUUCUUCCGUCGACGCAACACAUUCAUCUUUUGAUUCAAAAUAUAAAACAAACACACAUCGACGUGAGACCAAGCUGACAUCGCGAACAUUACUCCGAACUCAGCAUGAUCGAGAUUUGGUUCUGGGUCAGAGGUAACAGCUAUUUCUGUAAAUCAGCCUUUUUUCAGUCAUGUUGAGCGUCUCUUUGGGAUUCAUUCGACGACCCUGAAACAUCCUUAUGUGUGUAACGCCACAACAAGCAAGAAUGAUUCUACAGUAUCUUCCAACUUGUCUAAUGAACGGAAAAAGGCUUACAAUAAGGAACAUCCUUUAGUGCCCAACGAUACUGUAAGUCCAUCAAGAAUACAGUAUCAAAUAAUUUUUUUUGUAUAAUAAUUGAAAUAAAAAAAUUUUAGCGUAGUUUUAACGGCCCUCAACCCGCCUUCCGCCAUGACACAGACGAUGGACGAAGAGUAUUUGCCGACUUGCUCAUCAAAAAACUUACAAUAUUGGAUGGAAAGCAGAAUCGAACAGAGAAAAUGAAUGAGAAAAUCAAGGAGAUCGACAAGAGGAACAAUUUCUCGGCCCGGGACGCCGUCAUCUUCGUCGGAAAGUCUGAUUCGGCUUAUGAUUUCGCUGAUGAUGACGACGAUCUGGACUCCUAUGUGAAGAGAAGAAUGAUGGAUUCCAACAAACCUUCUCCGACACGACAAUCCCCAUUGAAUGGGUCAUUCAAGAACAGGCGCCGCUCUCCAAGUAAGUUCUACCUUUUAUGUAUAUGUGCACGACUAACGGAAGGAAAUACUAAUAUUUUUUAUAGGAUCUUGCUCUCCCGAUCGCCCUAAGAAGGAAGUCUUCGAUCCAAUGAGUUGGUCGAUGUCGGGAGUGUCCCAUAAUAUGUCGAGCAAUUCUUGUAAAAGCAAGAAGCCAUCCAGAUAUGAAUAUGAUGACGAUACUUCCGGAAUCGGAUCCAUGGCCACCACCUACUUGUCCAACGCUUCUUUACCCAUUAAGAAGAAGCAUCGAGCAAUGGUGUUCCAAAAGGCCAGAGAAAUGUCGAGCAAGAAUCAGUGCUUAGAGUAAGCAGGCAAUUCUUUCCCACCAUUCUUUUCAGCUCCCAUAACAUCCCGACCAAACUCAGCCUAAAGGGUUCUGACGGAGUUCCUAUUGUCGCGCAUGUCCCAAAAUCAAAGAUCACGUUGAAAGAGUUCAGGAAAUACAUGUCCAUCUCCUCUAAAGCGAAGAAAAGGCAAGUUGUUUGAGUCCUAAUUAAAGUAUUGCUUCAGACUUUAUUUCAAAUCACAUGCUGAAGAUCCGAAUGCGCCAUACGAAUUGCUGCUGGUGGAAGACGAUGCUUCGUUUGUUCCCGUCUUCGAAGGUUGCGUGGCGGCCGAAUGCCGAAGUUUUUCGGAUUCGGAUUAG